Messenger RNA from Trichomycterus rosablanca, 903 nucleotides. RefSeq names its product pancreatic and duodenal homeobox 1 (gene pdx1). NCBI's taxonomy places the organism in Eukaryota, Metazoa, Chordata, Actinopteri, Siluriformes, Trichomycteridae. Gene Ontology annotation, cellular component: nucleus. The coding region runs from base 1 to 903 and encodes 300 amino acids. Gene Ontology annotation, molecular function: RNA polymerase II cis-regulatory region sequence-specific DNA binding; DNA-binding transcription factor activity, RNA polymerase II-specific. Gene Ontology annotation, biological process: regulation of transcription by RNA polymerase II; type B pancreatic cell differentiation. The transcript has 2 exons. The record is from RefSeq and is a predicted model, not a curated record.
AUGAAUCGGGAAGAGCUUUACUACUCACCCAGCCACCUUUACAAGGACUCCUGCGCCUAUCAGAGGCCACAGAAUGAGGACUACAGCCCAAGCCCACCACCAUGCCUCUAUAUGGCCAGACAGACUCAAUCAGUCUACACGUCGCCUUCCUUGGCCGCCCAAGACCAGCACAACCACCUUACCGACAUUACCUCCUUCAUACCCAGCCGAGAAGACCUGGCAGUGCAGCAGCUGCACCACACACAAGCCCAGCAGGUCCCACUACAAGCUUUCACAGGUUACGGAGACUCUUUGGAUCUGUGUGGGGAUCGGAACAGAUGCCAUCUGCCUUUCCCUUGGAUGAAAUCAACAAAAUCUCAUGCACAUGCCUGGAAGGGACAGUGGACAGGUCAUUACGCGCCGGAGCCCGAGGAAAACAAGCGCACGCGCACCGCCUACACGCGCGCGCAGCUGCUCGAGCUGGAGAAGGAGUUCCUCUUUAAUAAAUACAUCUCGCGCCCGCGGCGGGUCGAGCUCGCGCUCACGCUCAGCCUGACCGAGCGCCACAUCAAGAUCUGGUUCCAGAACCGGCGCAUGAAGUGGAAGAAAGAGGAGGAUAAGAGGAGAGCCCGGGGUUCGGAUCCUGAACAGGACUCCUCGGUUACCUCAGGAGAUCACCGGGACGAGGGGUGUGAAACAGCACGGGGGACUCAUCCUGCAUCCGCUUCACCCCUCCACCAUCACCCCUCACCCGCUUCACCCCUCCAACAGAACUUAGCACCGACUCCACCGCUGGAGCAUCACUUAGCACCGGCUUCACCCCUCCAUCAUCAUCAUCAUCAUCAUCAUCAUCAUCCUCACCCUGCACCCGUCACCCCGCUGCACCAUCACCCGGCACUUUUAGAUUCACGAGACCCCGCAUAA